Messenger RNA from Exophiala mesophila, 1742 nucleotides. RefSeq lists its product as hypothetical. The record is from RefSeq and is a predicted model, not a curated record. Gene Ontology annotation, biological process: FAD biosynthetic process. Bases 306 to 1307 code for a protein of 333 amino acids. NCBI's taxonomy places the organism in Eukaryota, Fungi, Ascomycota, Eurotiomycetes, Chaetothyriales, Herpotrichiellaceae. Gene Ontology annotation, molecular function: FMN adenylyltransferase activity. The transcript has a single exon.
AUUUGAUUCACGUUGUUCGCCUUUUGAAGUGCCUUCUUGUUACAACGACUGCCUUUUCUGUUGCAACAUCAACCACGUUCUCUACUUCCCCUCUCACCUCUCUUUACCUCCGCCAUUUCUUCACUCUCUCAUUCAUGUCAACACUAUGACCAAGUCUACAUCACUGCCGCCCAAUGCCCCCACGACCAAUGGCACUGUUCCGUCUGUUACUGGUCGUGGAGAAGUCGAUGUAAUGCCAGUUUCCCAAUCUUCCCCGCUCUCACCAUCAACUGGUGUCUUAUCCUCGUCCUCCCACACGUUACAAGAUGUCUGUGCCAGUCUGCAUGCACAAGUCACUGCCUUCUUGUCGUCCCCGCCUCCAGACGACAUCACUCGAACCACUCAAGAGCAAACGCGAGUGGCCUGGCAGGUCAUUGAAGAGGCCUUGGAUCGAUACUCGUAAGAAAGCGAUUCUCCCUGCGCCCUGGCCCCCUCCCUCCCCCACCAAGAUCAUGUGUAACAUAUUCUGUCGCCCUGUCUUACACCUCUCUUUUAGAUUUCAGCAUGUCUCUCUAUCUUAUAACGGCGGGAAAGAUUGUCUCGUACUGUUGAUCAUAUAUCUGGCCGUUCUACAUUCUCACUACACCCGACCAUCCUCCAGCCCUCAGACAAAGAAAUCCGAUUCAUUUCCACAAACAAUUCCCUCCAUAUACGCCAAACCACCAGACCCAUUUCCCUCGGUCUCCUCCUUUGUCGACUACUCGUCGCGUCUCUAUCAUCUAGACCUCACACAUAUCUCCACCAAUCCAGGACCUCACAAAAAACACCGCUCCCACUCCAACCCACCACUCACUACACCACCACCCAAACUCGACCCCUCGACGACGACUUCUCACGAGAUUCCCGCCCCAACACAGCCAAAGCCCACCAUCUCAUUCCGCGACGCCUUUGCCCUUUAUCUUGACUCCCAUCCCUCCGUCCGCGCCAUCUUUGUCGGUACUCGGCGCACCGACCCGCAUGGAGGCCAUCUCACACAUUUCGAUCCGACCGACCACAAUUGGCCCUCGUUUAUGCGCAUUCACCCGGUCAUUGAUUGGCAUUUGUCGGAGAUCUGGUGUUUCUUACGCUCUCCGUGUCUCAAGGACCUCGAGGAUGGAUCUCCGUUGAAGUAUUGCGCCAUGUACGAUCAGGGAUAUACCAGUUUGGGCGGAGUCAAUGAUACGCUGCGGAACCCGGAAUUGAAGUAUAUAGAUGCGAAUGGGUCGGAGAAGUACCGUCCCGCUCAUGAGAUGACUUGGGAUGAGGGCGAGAGGUUGGGCAGAGAAUAAGCUGCGCCCACCAUCCCAUGACUCCGUCUCCGGGGUAAUACAAGCCAGCUCCUUUUGAUUAGGAUGGCUGGGCAAGACGAAGACAAAAAGACCAAGCUCAAGCCGGCAAAUGCGAUCAUGGAUUGUUCUCAACGCCAAAUUCGCGUAUUUCGCUCGCAUUCAUCGCUGCACGCGAAAUUAACUGAGCGAGGUAGAGCUGGGUCAGGGCUCGGAACUGUCACCGUCACACAAGUCCCUCAGCAGAAAUUUGACAGGAUGGAUAUCUAUACCAGUUCACUGUAUAGACAUAUGCUCCCAUAUAUCAUAUCAUCUACUGUCAGGGUCGACCUGUCGUCAUGAUCACGCCAGGCUAUAUUCAUCAAAUAUCAUCAUACCAUCAUAUUCCCAUAUUUUACAUGCUUAUCAAGGAAGAGGUAAUCGUGAUAAGCGAAAGAA